This is a messenger RNA of Pogonomyrmex barbatus (red harvester ant), 1943 nucleotides long. RefSeq names its product WASH complex subunit 1. Lineage: Eukaryota; Metazoa; Arthropoda; Insecta; Hymenoptera; Formicidae. Gene Ontology annotation, molecular function: actin binding; gamma-tubulin binding; alpha-tubulin binding. The record is from RefSeq and is a predicted model, not a curated record. Gene Ontology annotation, cellular component: WASH complex; early endosome; recycling endosome. Gene Ontology annotation, biological process: retrograde transport, endosome to Golgi; Arp2/3 complex-mediated actin nucleation; exocytosis.
UAUCGGAAAUAUAGACAAUUCCUCCUCCAUGUCUAUAUACUCAAAGGAUGGCAUCUAUUCCUAACUACACCAAAAAAAGGACCUCAUUUUGCUUAUUAUUGAAUAUUUGAGAUAAUGUCUUGCAGCAUACGGUCAAAAUAAUCACUGGGAUUGACAUAAUCCGCGUACAUGCGCGUCCUCGUAAUUCGGAUUGCGCGUCGACAUUUCGCACGUGAAACUUCCAAAUAUGUACAUCGUCGCAUUGUGAAGUGAUUUGUUCUCAUGGUUCUUUGACGUUGGAAGCAAGAUGCCAGAACGAAUAGAGAUUAGUAUUAUUCCAAACAAUUUGAGACAUGAGGAAACUAUAGUUCGAAUAACGGAAGCUUUGGAUAAUCUGAAUGAUGCUGUUUCUUAUAUAUUUGAUUGUGUCGACAAGAGACUUUUAGAGAAUACACAAAGAUUAACCAACAUUAAAGAAAGAGCUAAAAAACUAGAGGGUAGAUUACAUUAUUUGCAGACUAAUUUAAAUUUGAAAGCUGUAAAAAUAUAUUCUGCUGCUAAAUAUCCAGCUAAUCAUAUUUAUAAGGAGUACAAAAUGACCAUACCAUUACAGCACAAGCAUAGUGCUGCUAUACCAAGUGUUUACAAAUGUUCAGUGCCUAUAAAGAAUAUCCCUGAAGCUUAUUCAUCUUCUAAUUGCAAGACCGAGAAUGGCCAAUAUGCUGCAAAUAUCAAUCUUCAAGAGAAGCUCCAAUUUUAUCACGUACGAUCGAAAGCUAGCAAAAAAAAUGAUCUUGAGGAUGACGCAGAACCAUUCCCACCGCAAUUAUCCUCAGUUAGUGCCCUCCUAUUAUUCGAUAGUAUGGAUAGCCCAUAUGAAAAAACAUCUAUGCGAUCGUCGCGUCAAUCCACCGACAAGCAACAAAUUGAGGACGCUCCAGAUUCGAUUGUGCAGCCAUGGCUUUCAUCAGAAAUGGACGCAUCUUCCAGCUAUUUGUAUACUCCAACUCUCGGAGAGGUUCCUCAAAUAAAUGUGCCGCUAACACUCCCAGAUCUACCAGGCAUUGUCGAUGAUGAGAAAUUUGUACUCGAUCUUAAUUCCCAAAGUCCCAUCGCACCAUCAUCAGCAGUCACGACGCCUACAGUUCGUUUAGAUCUACCAACACCAAUUAGUGAUAAUAAAGAAUCUCAGUCAAAGAUCGAGGAUAACGUUCUACACCUGCCCGUUCCGAAUAGAAUCACAUCUACCACAACUGCAUCGCAAGAGGCUGCGCCACCACUUCCUCCACCUCCUACGUUCACCGUAAAUAACAUUGCAAACAAUGAAAAAAUUGGUUUUCAACAAGUACCUCCUCCACCGCCACCACUGCCGCCACCGCCUCCACCACCGCCUCCACCACCAAUCGUAGAACCGACUGUGUCCAAUGAUGAUUCGGAAAAAAAGGAUAAGACAGCAAAUCUCCCGUCUGCAACAACAGAUGAUCGUUCCAAUUUGAUGGCAGCGAUCCGGGACGCUGGCGGAAUAGGCAGGGCAAAAUUGAGGCCUACCGUACCGGACGAGAAGAAGCGCGAUCGAUGGUCUUCGGCUUCAGUUGGAGGAGAUCUUAUGGCAGACCUACACGCAAAAUUAGCGUUAAGACGCAAAGGUAUCGCCGGUUCCACAGUGGGUGCUUUGGAAAGAAUGUCGAGUUUGAUACCACCACCUCCGAAACCGAAUGAAGCGGCCACGUCAGACAGAAAUUCUGCCACCAGCGAAUACGAUUCUCAACCCGAUACGGAUGAUUGGGAAGAGUGAUUAUUGUUGUUGCGCUAAUCGCUCAUGAAAAUUGAAGAAUUUAUAACAAAAUAUAAUAAACAAAAAUUUAUGACAAAUGACUUAAAUUAAUUAGCAUUUGCGUAUGAAAACUCAGGGGAAUUAGAUAAAUCCAAUAAAGGGAUAAGAGAAUAAAAUCAUAACAAGCAGA